Molecule: messenger RNA, 1235 nt
Organism: Drosophila bipectinata
Lineage: Eukaryota; Metazoa; Arthropoda; Insecta; Diptera; Drosophilidae
Biological process (GO): maturation of LSU-rRNA from tricistronic rRNA transcript (SSU-rRNA, 5.8S rRNA, LSU-rRNA)
Cellular component (GO): nucleolus
Molecular function (GO): rRNA binding
Source: RefSeq, a predicted model, not a curated record
AAAAAAAUUCCGAUACAACCCAACAACCCUACACGUGAAUCAACAGAUGAUAAUAAAUGAAGUCCCAAGCACUCGUAAAACAAAAAAUUGAUCAAAAAACGGAACACGACGUACUAAAGAUGAAUUCAAAGGUCAGCUUAAAUAAAUCGCCAAAGAAAAAGACUAGCAAAACAUCGGAUAAAAAAAAAGAAAACAGUACAAAAUCUGUGGUUACGGAGAGCCCAAAAAAUUUGUCGGCAAAAGACUUGGCCAAGAUAAACAAAAAGAAAGCAAAAAAACAAGCACAAAAAUUAAAAAAACAGCAAAAUAAGGUCAAAAAUAACGUUGCUGUUGAAGCCGCUGUUCCGGAAAAGCCAGAUGCUAUAAAAAAGGAGUACAAACGGGACCCUGCCACAGAUGAUGCCACAGUUUUUGUAGGAAAUUUGCCAAUUAACACUAAAAGAGUACAGUUGGUGAGACUUUUUCAACCCUAUGGGAUUGUCCAAUCCAUAAGGCUGAGAACUGCCGGCGGAAAGCAACUUUUUAAGCACAAGCAGCGUAAGGAAGCGGGCUCCCUAAACGCAUAUGUGGUCCUUCAAAACCCCCAAAUUGCUCAAAGUGCAUUGGCCUUAAACGGUGUCGAAUUUAAAGAUAACCACCUGAGAGUAACACCUGCAAAAAAAGUUAAAGGAGGCGAUGGAUCCGGAGAAGUUAAUGACGUAGAUUCCAAGAACACUGUUUUCGUUGGCAACCUUAAAUAUUCUACCAACGAAGAAAUGUUGCGAGAAAUUUUUUCGAGCUGCGGAGUUAUUGACUACAUUCGCUGCCUUCGCGACGGUGACAAGGGCUGCAAAGGCGUCGCAUAUGUCUGUUUCAAAAAUUCGGACUCUGUUGGCCUGGCUUUGGAACUAAAUCAAACUCUUUUAGAUGAUAGGCCCAUAAACGUGGAGCGUUAUUCCAAUAAAAAACUGGGUGCUAAACAGAAACGUGACGCUGCAUCUGCCACUUCUGUGAAAUCAGAGGAAAAAAGGAGAAAUUCAGCGGGAGCAAAGAAGCGUUUGGAUAAAAAGCAGAACGGAAAAAAUACUAAGCAGGCUAUUGAAGGCCAGCAAAAAAAAUCAAAUUACCGAGGUGUCAAAGUAGGCGCAGUUACGAAAGCCAAGCAUUCUAAGAAAAAGGGAAACGAUCACCUAAAUAAUCUGGCAAAAAAAAUUGCUCCAAAAAUAAGGACAUAAACUAAUUGUAGCUAAUAGCUA